UUUGACGAGUUGUUUGUAUACAAAGAUUUGUUAUCGACAGUUCACACGUAUCGGACUACAAUGCACUAUCGUCAUUAACUUAACCAGACACAUUUUUAACUGACAGGAAGUGGGCACUUCUACAGCGACUAACACGGACCGAAACGAGAGAUAUCUGAUACAGUUCGCCAUUAGCCGAACUCUUGUAUACGGAUAUGGAUACUCAGAACCAGGGCAAAAGUGGCAGAGGAAGAAAAAGAGGAGGAAAAGGUAGGAAAGAUAAACAAAUGUCAUCGUCUGUUGGUCCGGAAACCCGCAGUACCAGUAAUAGAAAGGAAAAUCCAACAGGUCCCGAUGUAAACGAUACGAGCGGAGUUAAGGUAAAGGCAGGCAACAAGCCAGGGCCAAUCAGGCAAACUGAUGAUAAGUUAAAGUCGACUAGUCCCAUGGGUAAUUCCCAGGUCAACAAUAAGACGGCUUCGAAAAAGAGAACAAAGACGUCUCAAUCAUUUUCAAGGGAAUCAUCAGCGCACACACCGCCACAUUCUACCACCAGGAACAGCGGCCAGACGGAUGGCGGGACAGGGGAGGACCUUUUCCGGCAGACCAAGCAGAAAGGAAAGUCAAAUCAGCAGCCAUUUCCAUAUAGACCGGACGGGCUGGUGAGUUACAUUGUUGAAAUCUUAGUUAACAACGGCGGUUCUAUACAAAUAACGUCUCUACAAAAAUCACACAGAACACUUUACCGUGAUAUGCUCAAGCUCUCCUCCGAUAACACAUGUGAAGGAUUUAUACACGACCACCGCCAUGUUUUGAGAGGAAGUCCCGAUACGGGCAACGUCAAAAUUAUGUCUUUCAUUUCAUCUUUGGACAUCUGUAAGGAACAUGGAAGUACCGUUGGCUCAUGUCCCAAUGAGUGUAGAUCCUUGCAUAUCUGUAAAUUUCAAAUGAUGAAUGAAUGUUCCAGAGGAAAGAAAUGCCUUUUCGGUCACAACUUGAGAAACGAGUACAAUUGGUACGUGUUGAGAUCUCACUAUAUGGAGAGACUAUCUAACAAACAGAUUCGAGAAUUCCUGGGCAGCUUAGAUAACAGAAGGGGACUUACCAUACCCGGUAUAUGUUCAUAUUACAAUUCGAUGAAGGGCUGCGGGAAGCCAGACAAAUGUCCAUUUCUUCACAUCUGUGAACAUUAUAUUCGGGGUGAUUGCAGAUUUGGUCUGAAGAAAUGUUGUCGCUCUCAUGAUUUAUCAGAUAUCCAGCCGCAAUGUAUCCUUGAAAAAUAUGGGCUCAGUGGGACGAAAUUUUCCGACCUGCAGAGAAUCAUCCGCAAAGAACUAGAACUAAAAGAGGCAAAUUCUUCUUCCUGUGACAAAGACUCCUUGUCACCGUCAAAUGUUUACGAUUCAGACGAUGCUGAUGUCCAAUCCAACGGAUGUCCUGGCUCAAAUUUAUGUUCAAGUUACAGUCAGAUCCGUCACCAGUGGGGAAGAUCUGAUCACGAUAACGAAACAGAAGAUAUGUCCAGCUCGUCAUGUGAUGACAAGGAAUCUGAUGAAUUUUCAAAUGAAUACGGAGAAGAAGCGGGCGCAUACUCGAAAAACGACAGUGGUAUUCGUGGUCGGUUGCCAACUGUUAACAAGGAACUUCAUUGCCUGCCUGCAUGGACAUGUAACCCUACACACGAAUCACUACAACAGGCGCCAAAGGUCGAUGUGCAUGACAAGGAGGAGCAGAAUGACUAUAUUAUGCCUGCAAAGAUUUCGUCAAGUGUAGACAAUAGAGGUAUACAACCACAAGUGACGCGUAGCCCUGUUAGUAGUUAUGACCACUGCUGGCGGGUAUCUACGGGGACGGAUGAGAAGACUACUGAACUAACGGCCGGGGAAUAUCAGGAACUGGACUUCCUCUACCAAAUGUAUCUCCGAGCCAGACAGUGUACCAUGUCACUAAGUGGACGAACCAUGACGAUUAACUUUGAGACGAUGACCGGCAGUGUUACAGCAGGAGAGGACGAGGAAAAGCUUGUCAUUAGUAGGGAUUAAUUGUGCUGAAGUCAGUGAACCCUGACUCUGAUCAUCUUCCCACGUUAUCAAUGAAAUAUGUAUAAUGUGGCAUAUAUCAAACACUUUAAAUUUCUUGAUUCAUUAAUUGAAUAUAAGUCAAACUAUAUGGUUUAUUAUUCUACAAGAGUAAUACUCAUUCCAAUUUCCUAAGCUCCGUGGAUCAGAACCGUGGAUAUAUUGUCUAUUUCGAUCAAGAACUUUGCCUUUCUUGAUAGCAAAAUCUUUGCUUAAAAACCCUUCUGUGUUUACAAGCCACAGUUUAAUUUGUAUUCAAGAUCUUGCUGAAAUUAUCAUGACUCCCAUGAACGAUGUCGACUGAUGACGGGGAAAAAACAACACAGGGUUUCCAAGACGUAGGUUGAAGACGACUCAAGUUUUAUAGUCAUCAUAAUCAUAAUAUACAACAUUUGAUAUAGUGCCCUAUCUAGCUAGCACAGGCCACUCUAGGGCACUUUACAGUACAUACA
Mizuhopecten yessoensis (Yesso scallop) is the source of this 2509-nucleotide messenger RNA. RefSeq lists its product as uncharacterized. Lineage: Eukaryota; Metazoa; Mollusca; Bivalvia; Pectinida; Pectinidae. Bases 195 to 2021 code for a protein of 608 amino acids. Gene Ontology annotation, molecular function: metal ion binding. The record is from RefSeq and is a predicted model, not a curated record. The transcript has 3 exons.